Molecule: messenger RNA, 1800 nt
Organism: Candoia aspera
Lineage: Eukaryota; Metazoa; Chordata; Lepidosauria; Squamata; Candoiidae
Product: zinc finger protein 84-like
Exons: 1
Coding region: 288-1694 (468 amino acids)
Biological process (GO): regulation of transcription by RNA polymerase II
Cellular component (GO): nucleus
Molecular function (GO): DNA-binding transcription factor activity, RNA polymerase II-specific; RNA polymerase II cis-regulatory region sequence-specific DNA binding
Source: RefSeq, a predicted model, not a curated record
CAGUGGGGAGGAAGAGGAGACUUGGAUGGCCACUUAUGGGAGAGAUUACACAAGCCUCACCCUGUGACGAAGGAAAAAGUAGCUUGAAUCAAAGCACCACCACGCAAGGGAUCAGAAAUAGCUUUGAUCUCCUUGAGAAUCCAAGAAUAUCAGAGGUGGAAAAGCCCCACAGAUGUGUAUAUAGUGGGAAAAGCACAGAUUACCCAUCACAUCUGACUAUUCAUGAGAGGACCCACACUGGUGAGAAGCCCUAACAGUAUUCUCAAUGUGGCAAAGCUUUAGUGAGCAUGCUGGUGAAUCACAAGAGGACUCACACCGGGGAGAAACAGUAUGACUGUCCAGAUUGUGGGAAAACAUUCAGCCAAAAUUCCAGCCUGGUGAAACACCAGAGGACUCACACAGGAGAGAAGCCAUAUGAGUGUCCCAAUUGUGGGAAAAGAUUCAGUCAGAAUUCCAACCUGGUGAUACACCAGAGGACUCACACAGGAGAGAAACCAUAUGAGUGUCCAGAUUGUGGGAAAAGUUUCAGUUUGAAGUCCAACCUGGUGAUACACCAGAGGACUCACACAGGAGAGAAACCAUAUGAGUGUCCAGAUUGUGGCAAAAGUUUCAUUCGGAAUUUCAGCCUGGUGAAACACCAGAGAACUCACACAGGAGAAAAACCGUAUGAAUGUCCGGAUUGUGGGGAAAGUUUCAGUCAGAAUUCCCACCUGGUGAUACACCAGAGAACUCACACAGGAGAGAAACCGUAUGAGUGUCUGGAUUGUGGGAAAAGUUUUAGUCAGAACUCCAGCCUGGUGAUACACCAGAGGACUCACACAGGAGAGAAACCGUAUGAGUGUCCGGAUUGUGGGAAAAGUUUCAGUCGGAAUUCCAAACUGGUGAUACACCAGAGGACUCACACAGGAGAGAAACCGUAUGAGUGUCCAGAUUGUGGGAAAAGUUUCAGUCAGAAUUCUUCCUUGGUGGUACACCAGAGGACUCACACAGGAGAGAAACCGUACGAGUGUCUGGAUUGUGGGGAAAGUUUCAGUCAGAAUUCCUACCUGGUGAUACACCAGAGGACUCACACAGGAGAGAAACUGUAUGAGUGUCCAGAUUGUGGGAAAAGUUUCAGUCGGAAUUCCAACUUGGUGGUACACCAGAGGACUCACACAGGAGAGAAACCAUAUGAGUGUCCGGAUUGUGGGAAAAGUUUCAUUCGGAAUUCCCACCUGGUGAUACACCAGAGGACUCACACAGGAGAGAAACCGUAUGAGUGUCCGGAUUGUGGGAAAAGUUGCUUUUGGAAUUCCCAGCUGGUGAUACAUCAGAGGACUCACACAGGAGAGAAACCAUAUCAGUGUCCAGAGUGUGGGAGAAGUUUCAGUGAGAAUUCCAGCCUUUUGAAACACCAGAGAACUCACACAGGAGAGAAACCGUAUGAGUGUCCAGAUUGUGGGAAAAAUUUCAGUCGGAAUUCCUACCUGGUGAUACACCAGAGGACUCACACAGGAGAGAAACCGUAUGAGUGUCCGGAUUGUGGGAAAAGUUUUAGUACUAGGCCUAGCCUUAUAAAUCAUGUAGGUUUACACAUAGGAGAGAAACCAUUCAAAUGCCCAGACUGUGGACGGUGCUUCACGCAAAAUUCCUACCUUAACAGGCACAAGAAAAUGCACAUGAGGCAGGAGGUGAUGAGUGUAGCGAAGGCUUGAAUUUCAUUUCUCAUCUCCCAUUGGACAUCCAGCUGAAAAGUUCCGUAUUUCAUUUCUGGGCUGAUUCUUUUUAGUCAAACUUGUCUCAGUAUUAGAGAUGAGGUGG